AGUAGCUCAGUGGAGGCGUUGCGCAGAUUCAGCUCGGGGGACCUGCAGUCCGAGUGUGAUGAGGGCGAGGUGGACCCCUACACCGGCCGCCCGGCUACUACCAGUCAACCAAAGCCGCAGAAUCAAAGGCCGGCCUCCCAGGCCACCGGGGGCAGCAUCGGCAGCGCAUCAGGCCCUCCUCCAGCGCCGUCAGCUACGGCAGCAGCGGCGGCGGCGGGUGGCGGCGACCUGUCGCUCAACCUGCGGGGAGGAUCGCGCGGCACGUCCGCGCCCUCCUCCCCCGCGAAGUCCCGCGAGUCUCUCCUUCAACGAGUACAAUCGCUCACCGGCGCCGCAAGAGAUCAAGGCGCCAAUUUAUUAGGGAGUGUGACGUCUGUGGCUUCGGUGGGUCGUGGCUAUAACCGGGACCGAUGCGUGACGCUGCUUGUCGUGGAUGACCAGAACACCGACUGGUCUAAGUACUUCCGCGGCCGUCGUCUGCCCGGCGAGUGGGACAUCCGUGUCGAACAAGCUGAAUUCAGGGAAUUGACUGUGACUGCGAAUUCUGAUGGAGCCAACGUUUCUAUGGCCGUUUAUCGCAGCGGCACUAAAGUCACCAGAUGCUUCAAGCCGGACUUCGUGUUGGUGAGGCAGAACGUGCGCGACGCCGGCGCUGACCACCGAGCGCUGCUCCUCGGCCUCAAGUUCGGCGGAGUCCCGGCCAUCAACAGCCUCAACUCCAUUUACCACUUCCAGGACCGGCCUUGGGUGUUCGGCCAUCUUCUCCAGUUACAACGGCGCCUCGGCAGAGAAAACUUCCCGUUGAUCGAGCAAACUUACUACCAUAAUCACACCGAUAUGGUGAGUACAUAGAUUAUUAAGAUUUCCAAGUCCUCCCUAUAUGUAUAAGCAACUAGAUACUUUUCAUACUUAAAUUGUUUUAAAUUCAGCAGUCGAUGCGAACUCGAUUGCAUAUGCAACAGCGGUAUAUAUGUGAAGAAUCAGCUUCCAACUGCAGUGCAGAUUUGCUAUUAAAUUAACAUCAGGCGGUGGUUCAAUCCCAAUAAAUCAAACAGCACAUAAUCCGUUUAAAUUUUGUUUAUUUUAACCUAUAUAUCACUAUAAUUAGUUAAUUUACAAUCAUUAUCUUAAAAAUAAAUAAUACAAAAAUAACGUUACGACUAUUUUUGUCUGCGAAGACAAAACAACAAUUUUGAAGCGUCCAAAAGAAAAAUCACAAAGUAACAUGUUUCGAAUACUUUCAACCAAUAAAUUCGUUACAAUCGCCAAUGGGCUAAUUAAACUUCACACACACGACAUUCAACUAAA
Molecule: messenger RNA, 1308 nt
Organism: Trichoplusia ni (cabbage looper)
Lineage: Eukaryota; Metazoa; Arthropoda; Insecta; Lepidoptera; Noctuidae
Product: synapsin-like
Exons: 6
Biological process (GO): neurotransmitter secretion
Cellular component (GO): synaptic vesicle; synaptic vesicle membrane
Source: RefSeq, a predicted model, not a curated record